Messenger RNA from Drosophila grimshawi, 371 nucleotides. RefSeq lists its product as uncharacterized. NCBI's taxonomy places the organism in Eukaryota, Metazoa, Arthropoda, Insecta, Diptera, Drosophilidae. The transcript is spliced from 3 exons. Bases 1 to 306 code for a protein of 101 amino acids. The record is from RefSeq and is a predicted model, not a curated record.
AUGCGGCUCACUUGUCGAUUGAUUUUGUUUUUGUGCUACAACUGCUGCCUGCUCGUCAUCUUGUUGCCAACUUUCUGCCACACACAACGUAGCUGCCAGACACCCGACAAAAACGUUGGCCAAUGUGUGCACUUUAGCGACUGCCGUUUUGUACUGCGCCAAUAUGGGAUGUAUAAGGAACACAUGCCGCCUGUCAUAAUGCGUUUUCUGCAAAGAUCGCGCUGCAGGCCCAAAGUUGAUGGUUAUCACUUGUGCUGCCUUCUACAAGAUGUGAUUCCUGCGAAUGCCAACUCAAAGCUAAAAUGAAUGUGAAUCGAGGAGCAUGGCAACUUCAAAGCACAUCUGUGUGAAAUAUUUGACUUUAAUAUAUA